AUGAUUCAUUCCAAUUUGUGUAUCGCGAAAACCAGUAACUCGAAACAGAAGAUUGCAACAAAAAUAAACAGGGAUGAGUACGAAAUAAGGUACAAGAAAAGACGAAACAUUUCGUCAAAAGGAGAGAGAUUUAGCAACAUUCACUUUGCUUUUGGAUGCAAGGUGGAAUCUAACAAUGAGAAUCAGACUCUGCCAAGCAAAGAAAAAUGUGAACUUACUUUGGAAGGAGCAGGUUCCCAAGAACACUCGGAUAAGAUUGCAAUGCUUGUGGAUGAUGAAGAGCUGGAGCUGAGAGAAUUGCAAGGAAGGCCAAAUGCACUGGGGUGCUAUGAUCAUUUUACUACUAAUGAUUCUGAAUUGAACCUUUCCAGUGGAAUAGAGGAACUAGAGUCUUUAAUUGGUUCAACUGAAGUGGAGGAAUCCCAAUCAGAUAUCGAAGACUCUGGAGUAGUUGAUGAUGACCUCGGUGACAGUGGUACAUGUAGUAGUGAUGAUGAUUCUGGGUGCAAUUCAGGAAAUUCCAAAAUUAAAAAACUGACUUAUAACAUGGUGACAGUAUACACCGAAAUUGAUGAGAGCCAUCCAGGAGAAGAUCCUAUAAAUGCUAUUGCUGAAGGCAUUCCUAGCAGCCUUCAUUCUGGUUCAGGGGCGAAAAUUAAGGGGUUAUCAACUAAACAACAUGGCAUGCCCAGGCCAACCUGGGUUCAUGCAGGAUACGAGUGGUGCAAAAGAAUAUUAUACAUUAACCCUAUAGAUUCUUCAGGAUCAAUCUCAAAGUUCUCUGACGAGAGUCUGAUCGUAGGUACAAAAGGUACUUCCCAAUGUCUUAUGUGA
Molecule: messenger RNA, 834 nt
Organism: Prunus armeniaca (apricot)
Lineage: Eukaryota; Viridiplantae; Streptophyta; Magnoliopsida; Rosales; Rosaceae
Source: the annotation of a GenBank genome assembly